Messenger RNA from Tilletiopsis washingtonensis, 552 nucleotides. RefSeq names its product zincin. The transcript has 3 exons. Gene Ontology annotation, cellular component: cell surface; fungal-type cell wall; extracellular region. Gene Ontology annotation, molecular function: metallopeptidase activity; integrin binding; zinc ion binding. The record is from RefSeq and is a predicted model, not a curated record. Lineage: Eukaryota; Fungi; Basidiomycota; Exobasidiomycetes; Entylomatales. The annotation marks the transcript as partial.
AUCCACGAGAGCUGCAACGGCAGCCAGUCGCUGCAGCUCAAGAAGACGCUGCAGGACAUGGUCACGCUCGCCGACUACGCGCGCACCACGCUGCUCGACAACGGCGGCGAGGGAGAGCUGGAGAAGCAGUACUUUGGCGAGGGCGACAUCGCCGCCGCGAUUGGCUACUACUCGCGCAUCGUGCGUGGCAGCGACAAGGUUCUCUUCCGCUGCGACGACCCGGAUGGAAACUGCCAGCUGACCGACUACUACGGCCACUGGCGCGGCGACAACGCCACCGACGAGACGGUCAUCUGCGAGAAGUCGUUCCAGGGCCGUCGUCCGCUCGAGCAGACGUGCGGCUUUGGCUUCCAGCUCGGCACGGACAAGCCUUCGACCAUCUGGCCCGUCGAUGUCCUCCACCGCGUCAUGCACCUCCCUAGCAUCGUCAGCGACCGCAUCGCGCACGUCGCCGACACGUACGCCGACGUGCUCGAGCUCGCCUCCACGCACCCCGAGUUCGCCGUCUCGAACCAGCUGACGCUGCAGCUGUACGCCAUCGACAGCUGGAGU